Messenger RNA from Scylla paramamosain (green mud crab), 1287 nucleotides. RefSeq names its product oplophorus-luciferin 2-monooxygenase non-catalytic subunit-like. Gene Ontology annotation, molecular function: protein binding. Gene Ontology annotation, cellular component: plasma membrane. The coding region runs from base 140 to 994 and encodes 284 amino acids. The record is from RefSeq and is a predicted model, not a curated record. NCBI's taxonomy places the organism in Eukaryota, Metazoa, Arthropoda, Malacostraca, Decapoda, Portunidae. The transcript is spliced from 7 exons.
GUCAGGGAUAGAGUCAGCAGGUAUCAGCUUAGGCUUCCCCGGGGGGUGUCAGCUUUCCGUCAGGAGAUAUAAGCCCGCCGCGUCGUCCUUAUCCCCACACAAAUCGUUGGUGCUCGUCCCCUUCGGCAGUAGCUUCAGGAUGAUCGGCAAGUGGGUCGUGGUGGUGGUGGCGGCGGUGAUGUGUGCGGGAGUAAGGGCGAAGUGUCCCUCGUCAUCUGUCAUUUCUCCCUGCACGUGUCGGGAGGAGAUGCCGGGCAGGACCAUGGAGUGCAGCAGAGUCACCUCCUCCAGCCAGCUCCAGAAUGUGUUUGCGAACGACAUGCCCAACCCGCAGUUCCAGUUCUUCCAAAUCGUCAAGCUGAGUGGCCGGUGCACCCUUGAGAAGAUCCCGGCCAAUGUAUUCGGUUCCACCACCUUCAUGUUUGUGUGGUUCGGACAGACAGAUAUUACCAGCGUGGAUCCAGCGGCGUUUACUGGCAACGAGGUGAGCAUGCUGGAGCUGACCAUCGCCGACGCCAUCAAGCUCACCUCCUUCCCCUUCGACUCCCUGGCCAGCCUGAUCUCCCUGUACAAGGUGGACCUCACCCACACCAAGAUCGACACCCUCACCCACGUCGGCGCCGCACCCAACCUCACUCAGGUUUCCGUGACCAACGGGCAAGUGAAGACCAUCGAGAAGAACGCCGUGGCUGAUAUGCCCCGCCUGACCCGCCUCGACCUGCAGAACAACCCCCUCACCUCCCUCCCAGACGGCAGCCUCGCAGCCUCCACCUCCGAGCCGUGGGUGGUGUACCUGGACGGGUGUCAGAUCAACGACAUCAGCCCCACUGCCUUCCAGGGUAGCCUGCCGUCCGGCGUGUUCCUUAACCACAACAAGAUGACGUCCAUCCCGGAGGCCACCUUCAGACCCAUUCUGGAGCACAUGAAGGCCUCGGAGGCAGCUGGCUCCCUCGCCCACUACGUCGACCUCACCAACAACCCCGCUGGAGUGUGACUGCGGCAUGAAGUGGGGUGGCGACGGACGAGACCCUGCUGCCCUUCGUCAAGAAACGCCGUCUGUACCAAUGGCGACGUGAAACGGCGUUGGUCUGGCCGAUCUGCCCCCUGGAUUCUUCGACUCGUGUUAGGUGUACCAUGAGUGCCUAAUGCCGUUUGAGUGACACACACACACACACACACACACACACACACACACACACACACACACACACACACACACAGAAACACGCGCGCGAAAUAAGGAGAGCUAAUUAUCGAGGUUUAUCUACAUACAUACAUCCACAAAGU